Messenger RNA from Thyridium curvatum, 507 nucleotides. RefSeq lists its product as uncharacterized. Bases 1 to 507 code for a protein of 168 amino acids. The transcript has a single exon. The record is from RefSeq and is a predicted model, not a curated record. Lineage: Eukaryota; Fungi; Ascomycota; Sordariomycetes; Thyridiales; Thyridiaceae.
AUGGACGCCCUCGUCCUCAGUCCGCCUCAGCACCUCGGCAAACACCCGGCCAUCCACCCUCUCGAGGAAGGCCAGCAGCGCCACCCACACGAAAUCCGCAUACGACACCUCCCUUCCCAUGAAGAACGGACCGCCCUCCGCCCUCCCUUUCAGCAGCAGCGCCGUCAGCCCCCGCAGGUGCGGCUCCGCCGCCGCGUACGCCGCCUCCCCCCCCCUCGUCUCCUCCAGCUCCCGCACCGUCACGCCGAGCCGCCGCCGCCGCGUCUCGUACCAGUAGCCCCUCGACGCCUCGUUCAGGAUGGUCGCCGGCACGCGCGCGUAGACGGCGGGGCCCAGCGCCGCGCCCGCCGCCGCGACGAGGCGCUCCACCUCGGGCAGCAGGGGCGCGUCGAGCCGCAGCGGCGGGUCCGGGUGCGCGGCCUCGAGGGCGCGGGCGAUGUUGGCCGAGUCCAUGAUCCACGUGCCGUCUGGGAGGACGGCGGCCGGCAGGGUGUAGGGCACGCCUGA